CUUCAUGGGUGAAAUCAUUUCCACGAAUGAUAUUCGAGAAGCUGAACUGAUUUUUGUUCCUGUUCACAAGGAUGAUCAUUAUACUGUCUUGGUGCUGAACAAGAAAGCAAAAAGGAUUGAAAAUAUUGACAAUCGUACAGACAUGAAGGACAUUGAUAGAUAUAAGCAUGAGGAAUUUAACGGUCUUACAUACUUUUGUCGUGCUUUUGAUUCUUUUAUGAAAGAGACUAUGAGAUGUCGUGAUUUUGAUCGUCUCCACCAUUGGCAAACAUCAACUCUUUACUUCCCUUGGAGAAGCAAGGACAACAAUUUUGAUUGUGGUGUCUAUGCAAUCAAAACCAUGGAGCUGUAUGACGGUCAAAAUACUAACCAUGCUGCACUUGUUGACCUUAAAAGGGCAGCCACCAAAAACCUUGAGCGGUGUAGGCUUGCUCUUCGUCUUGUGGACCAUCCUUUAAACAAACUGAGAGAGAAAGUGAAGCAUGACUGUUAUGUUUGGUCUGCAAAGAAACCUGAACUGAUGGCAAGACAGAAGAUAAGGAAGGAUAAAGAGGCUGUUCUAGAUAAAUUAGCAUUUAAUCGAUCAAAGAAGACGAAUAGAAAAGAAGCACACAUUUUACGGCGAAGGAGGGAUCAUGAGGCAAAGUAGAAGAUGUGUUGAAUAAUAAUUUUGGAGACAAAGUGAAAAUAGAGCAACUGUUGAAAUUUCAUUAUUCUUAGGUGCCAAACUUUUUUUAUUAUUAUUAUAAUGUACAGUAGAAAUAGAAACCAUUGAAUUUUGCAAUGUACAGUACAAAUAGCACAGAACUCAUUUUACAUUUUAUAUCUGUGUUCUUUAAUGAAUUGUACAUUUACACUUACUUUGAAUGGAAUACAUUUGUGUAAAAA
This is a messenger RNA of Beta vulgaris subsp. vulgaris (sugar beet), 888 nucleotides long. RefSeq lists its product as uncharacterized. NCBI's taxonomy places the organism in Eukaryota, Viridiplantae, Streptophyta, Magnoliopsida, Caryophyllales, Amaranthaceae. The record is from RefSeq and is a predicted model, not a curated record. Bases 5 to 649 code for a protein of 214 amino acids. Gene Ontology annotation, molecular function: cysteine-type peptidase activity. Gene Ontology annotation, biological process: proteolysis. The transcript is spliced from 4 exons.